AACUUGAACUAGACGCCAUAGCCGAACAAGAAGCUGCUUGUACUGUACGUUGACACCCUCUGCCACGUGUCAUCUGACCUUCCACUGACAAUCAGAUAAACCUCAUCAUCUCCGAUUCCCAUAUAUCCCUUGAAUUGCGUGAUUUUGUCCACCGAUCAAAUUCAAUCUCCUCCUCUAAUUAUUAUAUAAAAAAAAAUACAUACAUACAUACAUACAUAUACAUACAGUUAGGUUGCUUGGUUUGUUUGUUAUUGAACGAUGGAUCACGCUGCGGAUGCUAUGCAUACGGAUUUGAUGACGAUCACGAGGUUCGUGUUGAACGAGCAGUCAAAGUAUCCGGAGUCGCGUGGUGAUUUCAGUAUUUUGCUUAGUCACAUUGUUCUUGGUUGCAAGUUUGUUUGUGCUGCUGUUAAUAAGGCAGGUUUGGCAAAACUCAUUGGACUUGCUGGGGAGACCAAUGUGCAGGGAGAAGAACAGAAGAAACUGGAUGUUUUGUCGAAUGAAGUUUUUGUGAAGGCUUUGGUCAGCAGUGGCAGAACAUGCAUACUUGUUUCCGAAGAGGACGAGGAAGCGAUAAUCGUAGAACCAUCCAAGCGUGGAAAGUAUUGUGUUGUUUUCGACCCGUUGGAUGGAUCUUCCAACAUCGACUGUGGUGUUUCCAUAGGAACUAUUUUUGGGAUUUACAUGAUAAAAGACGCUGGUGCGGCCCGUUUAGAAGAUGUUCUUCAGCCCGGAAAGAAUAUGGUGGCCGCUGGAUACUGCAUGUACGGUAGCUCUUGCACGCUUGUGUUGAGCACUGGAUCGGGUGUGAAUGGAUUUACUCUUGAUCCGUCUUUAGGGGAGUUUAUACUCACCCACCCUGACAUUAAGAUUCCAAAGAAAGGAAAGAUUUAUUCGGUUAAUGAAGGAAAUGCUAAGAACUGGGAUGGUCCUACUGCAAAGUUUGUCGAAAAAUGCAAGUUCCCGAAGGAUGGUUCACCUGCAAAAUCUCUAAGAUAUAUUGGAAGUAUGGUUGCCGAUGUUCAUCGUACCUUACUUUACGGGGGUGUGUUUUUGUACCCUGCCGAUAAGAAAAGCCCGAAUGGAAAACUAAGGGUUCUCUAUGAAGUCUUCCCUAUGUCAUUCUUGAUGGAACAAGCGGGAGGACAGUCGUUUACCGGGAAAGAACGGGCUCUUGAUUUGGUCCCCAAGAAGAUACAUGAAAGAUCUCCAAUAUUCUUGGGAAGCUAUGAUGAUGUGGAAGAAAUCAAGGCUCUGUAUGCAGCUGAAGAAAAGGCAUAAAUAAGGUUGUUCUUGUGCAAAGUAUCCCUCUUUUUCUUUGUUCUAAAUCCAGUUUUUUUAUAACUUUUUUUUUGUUAUAAUUUGUUGUAUUUGAUAUGUGUCUAUUUAAUUGUCAUGUAAUAUUGUGAUUUUUAUUUUUAUAAUAAUGAAAUAAUAACCACCUUAUAAAAUAAACACUUUUCUC
Helianthus annuus (common sunflower) is the source of this 1465-nucleotide messenger RNA. RefSeq names its product fructose-1,6-bisphosphatase, cytosolic. Gene Ontology annotation, biological process: sucrose biosynthetic process; fructose 1,6-bisphosphate metabolic process; gluconeogenesis. The coding region runs from base 259 to 1281 and encodes 340 amino acids. Gene Ontology annotation, cellular component: cytosol; cytoplasm. The record is from RefSeq and is a predicted model, not a curated record. Lineage: Eukaryota; Viridiplantae; Streptophyta; Magnoliopsida; Asterales; Asteraceae. The transcript is spliced from 12 exons. Gene Ontology annotation, molecular function: fructose 1,6-bisphosphate 1-phosphatase activity.